Molecule: messenger RNA, 1893 nt
Organism: Dendrobium catenatum
Lineage: Eukaryota; Viridiplantae; Streptophyta; Magnoliopsida; Asparagales; Orchidaceae
Product: protein PIN-LIKES 6
Exons: 11
Coding region: 352-1605 (417 amino acids)
Biological process (GO): endoplasmic reticulum to cytosol auxin transport
Cellular component (GO): membrane
Source: RefSeq, a predicted model, not a curated record
CGAUAAGUGAGAGAUGUUCUGAAUCUCGUCCGCUAAUCCUGAUGGCAGAGUCGUAAUUCGUUUUGUACGCGGUGGACUAUUUAUGUCCAGAGCUGACGAUACGGUUAUUCUUGAAGCGUAGGAUAUUGGUUUUAGCUUGAAAGAGCUGCAAGAGCGGAAGCAUCACGGCGUCUUCAUGCUGGAUUUCGUCCGCAGCUUCACAUUUCCUGGAACUUGUCCAUGAAUUCUAGGGUUUUCGACUGAGGAGACUACUGCAAGCCGAUCCAAGUUUUCUUUUUCGAAGUUUCGUUCAGUGCGGACGUGGACGGAUCCUGAGCUGAUUCCCGGAAGAUCAUAGCUGAUCUGAAAACGAUGAGGGAAAGGUCUCUUUUGGAGAUUAUUAUGGGGAAUCAAGGUGGUGGAGCAGACUCAAUCCUGGCGUCAAUUAAGUUUGCUGUUUUGCCAAUUGCAAAGGUUUUCACGAUGUGCUUUUUGGGAUUUCUGAUGGCUUCGAAGUAUGUCAACAUUCUACCUGCAAAUGGUCGGAAACUUCUCAACGGACUAGUUUUUUCUCUUCUUCUUCCCUGUUUGAUAUUCUCUCAACUUGGAAGAGCAAUCACAUUGGAAAAAAUAUUUCAGUGGUGGUUUAUUCCUAUCAAUGUUAUCAUUAGUUCAACAAGUGGCUCUCUGAUUGGCUUUGUUGUUGCAUCUAUUGUUCGACCUCCAUACCCCUAUUUCAAGUUCACCAUUAUACAUAUUGGGAUUGGGAACAUUGGAAAUGUUCCGCUUGUCUUAAUUGCAGCUUUGUGCCGAGACAAAUCAAAUCCAUUUGGUGAUUCAGAGAAAUGUAACCAGGAUGGCAAUGCUUAUAUCUCAUUUGGUCAGUGGGUUGGCGCAAUUAUACUGUACACCUAUGUGUUUCAAAUGCUUUCCCCGCCUCCCGGUGGUUCAUUUGAUGUCAAUGAAGAAGAAGAGCUCCCAAGUAAGAGCCGGACUAAUACUGCUGUAGCAGAGCAAGUACCCCUGCUUUCUUCUUAUGAGCCUGAAGAAACAAGCACACAGGCUUCGAAAAGAAGAAAGAUAAUUUUCCAGCUAAGUUAUCUUGCUGAAAAACUAAAGAUUAAACAGAUUUUUCAACCACCAAUCAUUGCCUCUGUACUGGCAAUUUUCAUCGGCGCGAUACCAUUUCUGAAGCACUUAAUUCUUACAGACGAUGCACCAUUCUUUUUUUUCACUGACAGCUGCCUGAUUCUUGGGGAGGCUAUGAUUCCCUGCAUUCUGCUUGCGUUGGGAGGAAAUCUAGUUGAUGGUCCUGGCGUAGGAAGCAAAAGGCUAGGUUUUCGAACAACUGCUGCAAUUCUAUUUGCACGUUUGGUAUUAGUUCCUCCGGCUGGGCUUGGUAUUGUCACCUUGGCUGACAAACUUGGUUUCCUACCAGAGGGUGAUAAAAUGUUCAGAUUUGUGUUGCUGCUCCAGCAUACAAUGCCUACUUCUGUGCUUUCUGGUGCUGUUGCAAAUCUAAGAGGAUGUGGAAAGGAAUCAGCUGCUAUUCUAUUUUGGGUUCAUAUUUUUGCGGUAAUCUCCAUGGCUGGAUGGAUUAUUCUUUACCUGCGCCUUCUCUUCUAAAGAUCAUACAACAAAACACUACUGCUGCUUGGUAAGAACUCAAUGCUUCUCACUUCCUCUCUUCAACAUGCUGCUUUAGAAUCUUCAAUGAGCAGUAUGAUUUUUGUAAUGAGAAAUACUUUAAUUUCAUCCUUUCUGUGUAUAUACUUUUUAGAUGUAUGGAUUUCUUUUAUUUAAUGUGAUGAUAAUCAGUAUGUAAUGUAAGGAUAUAAUACUUCACUUUCCAUCACUUGUAUCUUUUGCUGGUAUCAUAUUUAUCACCUCUGAUUAUGAGGUACUUAUUGCAAA